This is a messenger RNA of Ctenopharyngodon idella (grass carp), 2563 nucleotides long. RefSeq names its product chondroitin sulfate proteoglycan 5a (gene cspg5a). Bases 400 to 2001 code for a protein of 533 amino acids. Lineage: Eukaryota; Metazoa; Chordata; Actinopteri; Cypriniformes; Xenocyprididae. The record is from RefSeq and is a predicted model, not a curated record. The transcript has 6 exons. Gene Ontology annotation, biological process: nervous system development.
GAGACAGUGGGAGCCGAAAUCAUUUUCCCUCUCAUACUGUGAGAACGCGUAGAAUCGCAUCUCUCCAAGUGGACGCGCGUUGGUUUGGUUUCAGAACCCGAUUGAUUCGGCCAGCGUCCGUUCGUCCGGUUCUCAGCAAGAUCACCGACUUGCAUUUGGUCUGUGGCAAUGGAACCAUAAAGAAAGAAAUUCCAUCGCAUUGAGAAAAAGAUUAGAAGUAAACAAAUACGACCAGAGAAGACACCUCACAAAAGAAGUGGGCAUGGAGAAGCGCAGAGGAGAUACGAUAUAACAGAUCGGACAAAACACAUCAAGGAUUUACUUCUCAAAUUGAACAUUUUUGGUUUCCAGGAGGUUAUAAAAUUUUUAUUCUGCUAGAUUUCUUAGUUACACGCAAGCAUGAGCCGAAAGGAGAUGAGGUUGUGUUCGAGAUGCUGGAGCGUGCCGAUGCUCUCUGUCCUCCUGGUUGUCUUCUUGACACCGCUGUUUGCACAUGGUAACUCUGUGGUGGGAAAUGAAACUAAGGCUGAUAGUGCUGUUAAUGUGACCUCCUUGUCUACCACGGGUGAGGAGGAGAACAUAGAGGAGGUGUCACAGUUCACCAGCUUGUCCAGCACCUCAGACCUGACUCGCUCCGGACGAAAGCUCAUAGAUGAAGAAGUAGGUAGUGGCAUGCAGGAUGGAGUCUUCUCGCCAACUCCAGGAACUCCAACUUCCAGUGAGGGUGCCACAUCCACUGUGGCAAGCCCUGAAAUCAGCCCCGACUCUGCUGAGACCGACCACUUGAUUCCCCAUGGGGCUGUUAAUACUUCGGAGGAAGAGGAACAGGAAGUGAGAGAGGAUGUGAGGCAGCUAGUGCCUACACAACCACCCUGGCAAGAUCCUAAAGUAGACACUGUGGUUGACCUUGACCAGGAGACAUCUCCCACGACCCCAUCCCAAACUCAUCCACCUUCCCCCUCUGACGUCACCGUAGAUUUCUUCGACUCCGGCUCCCGCCGCAAGAACCUAGACCCACCGUCUCUGUCACCGCACGAGCUUCAGGGUCGUGACCCCACCUCCUGGGCCAUGCCCAACAACUAUGACUACAUGACGCCCUACGAUGAGAGUGUGUCUCCUACUAAUGACGAUUACCCCUACAGCAGCACUACUGAGUCUUUCGAAGAAGAAGUCUCCACUACCCCUCCUCCCAAACGCUUCCCUCCUCGAUUGCCCUCCAACCCUGGUUUCACGUUUCCCAAAGGAGCCACUGUGAACGAAGACCCCCGUGCCCCCCCUGGUGUGAUCGACUCAGUGAAUGGCUCAGACUGUCGGCAGGGCUUUGUCCGCACCAAUGGCACCUGCAAGUCCCCAUGUGAUCUGCAGCCCAACUACUGCUUCAACGGGGGCCAGUGCUACGUCCUGGAAGGAACUCAAUUGCUCUGCAGGUGCAACAUCCAGGACUACAUGUGGCACAAGGGUGCCCGCUGCGAGUCUGUCAUCACGGAGUUCCAGGUAAUGUGCAUCGCCAUCGGGGCCUCUGCUUUCAUGGUGCUCCUGCUCUUCAUGAUCGUCGUUUGCUUUGCCAAGAAGCUGCACGUGCUCAAGACUGAGAAUAACAAGUUGCGCAAGCGCAGCAGUAAGUACCGUCCUUCCUCGGAGCACCACAAUGAUAAUUUCUCGUUGUCCACCAUCGCUGAGGGCUCCCAUCCAAAUGUAAGGAAACUUUGCGACACCCCUCCUAACCUCCCUCAUGCCCGUGCUUUGGCUUACUAUGAUAACAUUAUCUGUCAGAAAACCAUGAGCAGAUACACCUGGGAGUGUAAGACCAAAGAGGAGCCCGACUGUGAGGAUGAUCCUAAUGCCCAGAAUAAGCUGGAGGACCCCGUGAAGGCCCCCCCACCCAAAGAGGACGAGUCGCUGAACAUCCAGAACUCGCUCACCCCUAAGCACGAGAACAAUAAAGUGCUGGGCGAGGAGAACUCUUCGGAGGUAAACUCGCUGCAGAACAACAUGAUGUAGAACAGAAAAAAAGCACUCCACGCAACCACGUCCACGAUCACUUAUAGCAUUGAGCAGCAGAUGGUACGAGCAGCCACACCCACCACACCAUCACCACAUGACAGAACACUUUGAAAACCCCGCCCCUCGUACCCACUCAGUCUCCGCCUCCUGCCCCUCCCCUUGUUGCAGUCUUAUUGCCCCUGUAGUCGACCCGCCCUUGACUCAGCCCUUAUAUAUACACACACCUACCCCUGCCUAACUGAAUUAUGGCAUGCGUUGGUGUAUAUUGUAAAAAAGAAGAAAAAAGUAAAACAUAUUCGGGGUUUAAAAUAUAAAACGUUGUCAUAAAAGAAAAAGCUACUGAGAGGUUUUGAUGUUUGUCUGACUAAUUCAGUGAGUAUGUAUAAAUAUAUGGAAAAAAUGCUUGGAUUGAUAUAAAGAAAAAAACACAAUGUGUCUUUGUUUUGAUGUGAUUUCUAAUCCUUUGAUGUACUUGUUUUAUUUUGUACUUUUUUGGGAAUAUAAACUACGAAGAGAAAAAAAUCUGACAGUUGUUGAAAUAAAUCUUUUUAACACUAAA